Molecule: messenger RNA, 2940 nt
Organism: Clonostachys byssicola
Lineage: Eukaryota; Fungi; Ascomycota; Sordariomycetes; Hypocreales; Bionectriaceae
Source: the annotation of a GenBank genome assembly
AUGGCAUCGUUACCGCCGGAUCCAUACAAAAUUCUCGGUGUUGGCUCCGAUUCACAAAUUCCCGAAAUCAGGAGCGCUCAUCGCAAGCUCGUCCUCAAAUGCCAUCCAGACAAGUUCUCAGACCCCGAGGUCAAGAAAGUUAAGAUGGAAGAGUUUCAGCGUGUUCAAAAAGCAUAUGAACUCUUGUCUAAUGAGUCAGCGAGAGAAGACUAUGACAGAAUGGUGAGACUUCGGCAACUUCGAGCGAGUUUUACAUCAUAUUCCAAGGGGUUUUCCCCGUGGGAAAAGUCCGGCGAUAAGUCCAACUCUGGUAAAGACACGAAAUACGCUUCUGAUAUAGAUCCCUUUGAGGUUUAUCAGAGAAGAGAAAGGGGCACGGAAAAGCAGUUUCGUGCGAGAUCUCGGGUUCGGCCUCCAUCACAAAACAUAUCGUCAAGUGACGAGAGACAAGAAUUUGUUGCGUAUGCUCUACAGUUAUUCGACGAAGCUAAGAGACAAAAUAUGACUACUUCUGAAAACAACACAGCGGCAUUCAAGUCUGACGGUUCCUUAUCACACUCAUCCAUCGAGGAGCAGAUCAAACAGCGGAACAAGGCAUUUGAGAAAUCCAAAGCCAACCCCCAACAAAGUGCAGAGCCUUCUCAGCCUCCGAGUCCAAGCAAAAACGCCAAGCAUACUACCAUAGACCAACGGACUAAGAAACUUCAGGCCGUACCGGUGGAGCAGCUCAAUCUUGAAGUUAUGAACCCGGGCAUCCCUGAUGGUCGCGUUGACAUUGUCGCCGUCCAUGGUCUUGGGGCGAUACCGGAUAUUACUUGGAAAGAGAAGACAUCGAGCAUCAAUUGGCUCUCGAACAAGGACAUGCUGCCCCAGGCAGUCCCCGAGGCGAGGAUUCUAAGGUUUGGUUAUGAUUCGCUUUGGAUGGGAGAGACACCUAUUCGAACAUCGCUCUCUACGAUUGCAUACAAGCUACUUCUCAGUCUGAACAUGAUGCGCGUGGAAGACUUGGAGAGACCGCUCAUAUUCAUCGGGCAUUGUUUUGGUGGUUUGGUGAUCGAGCGUGCCCUAAAUCUUGCCAAAAUGCGUCAGGAGAAGUAUCCAGGCUUAUUCGACUCAUCAGUUGGCGUCGUCUUUCUUGGAACUCCCCACCGUGGCUCAAGGUCUUUCACACGCGAGAGCGCUCUCUUAGCAGCCAUUGCAGCGUCUUCCGACUUGUCAACGCAUCUCGAAACCAGUGUGUUGGAUACAAUGACCUCUGACACUGGUAGUCUCCUCGACGUAUCGGAUGACUUUAUCACCCUAUGCACGGACGGCGGACCCGAGAUUUCGUGCUUUUUCGAGCAGCGUUCAUCGAAACUCGGAAAGGUCGUGGGAAGAACUGACAUUACUGAGUUUAUAGUGGAUGCAGCAAGCGCCACCUUUGAUGGCCAUCCGAAGCAUGGUCUUGAGGUAGACCACUUCAGCCUCAACAAAUUCAACGGCCCUACCAACUCACAUUACUUGCAAGUUCGCGCAGAAAUCGUAAGGUUUUAUAAGUUGGCCUUGAACAAGGCUGACCUCUUGUCCCAAGUCAAUGAUGUGGACUCUUCAGCAACUUAUAUUAGCACAUCUCCACAAGUACCGUCACACCAGAAAUCCGAUUCAAAAAGGUCCGAGAGUCAAAGAAUGUCACAAAAGCCGAAACCGGAGCUAUCGAAACCUUACCAACGCUCUCAGAAGGUUGUUAAUGCAGCGGCAUCCCAAGUAUCCUUGGGGGAGGAGGAAAUAUUGAGAAGAGAGGCGGUCAAGGAGCUUCGCGAGGAAGAGUCUCGUAAAAAGGCUAUAAUGCAGGAAGAGGAUUAUCAGAAACGACUGGCCAAGGAGAAACGAGCUAUGGAGCUGGCCUUUCUCGAACGGCUCAAGAAGAACAUGUCAAAAUACGGCAUCGAAAACCCUGGCGCUAUUCUAGAAGAGAAUCCUCUGCCCAAAGAUGAGGAGUUGAAAGGGCAGGAAAUCAAGGAAAAGAACGCCUGGUACCUAAAUUAUUUAAAGGGUGCUUUGGCUGAUACGGGCGUAGAUGGCGGCCAGAUUGACGAGAUUCUCAACGACAACGGGGAGACCAUGGUGAUUGAUGGCGUGGAGACAACAGUCACUAGAAUGUCAAAGAAGUGGGUUUCUAAAAGAACUCUGAACGCAUAUGAGAUUCCGUGGCAAUAUGAUGAGGUAUGUUGCUUUGUCUUCCCUUUAGAGUUAAACAGAGACGUUGCUAACGUUGCUAACGUCGCCAAGAAUGAUUCAUCCGCCAUCAUCGUGAAGCGAUGGGUUCCUGACUAUGAACAAGCAUUCCUAUGGGACCACUCCAUGGCGCUCCGUGGAGAUCGCGGUCGAAAACAGCAUCGGUACCAGGACCCCCCGAAAACCCAUGAGCCAUCAAGAAAAUUUCUCCAGCAGAUGUAUGACAUCUUCAAGUCGGGACAGAAAAAGAUGCCAUCGGAAGAUCAGCCAAGAAGGCGAACAGGGAGUUUCGAUCGUAACAGCCUUGAGUCUAGAGUGGACAGACGUAGUUCAGCUAAAGGAAAAGCGCGGGAGUGGGAGAGGGAAAGACAGGAGAGGGACAGGGACAGGGAAAGGGAGAGGGAGAGGGUUAGGCAGGAGAGGCAUAGGGAGAAGGAUUGGGGAUAUUACUACGCCUCGCCGAAAACCACGCGAGAUUUCACGACACCAUCGACACCGGCCACGGAUCGCGGGUUCCGACGAAGUCAAAGCUAUGAAUCUGUACAUUCGGCGCCUGAUUGGGAAGAAGUGGCGAGGCGGAGACGACACUCGCGAACGCUGAGUGAUGACCGAUCUAAGGGCCGGAGCGGGACGAAAUAUCAGCGAGACUCGUCUGGAGAAAAAGGCUCAAGUGCGAGAUAUACUGAGACAGGUCCGUCACUCGAAUCGGUCCAUCAAGUCAUUUAA